Messenger RNA from Adineta steineri, 708 nucleotides. NCBI's taxonomy places the organism in Eukaryota, Metazoa, Rotifera, Eurotatoria, Adinetida, Adinetidae. The record is from the annotation of a GenBank genome assembly.
AUGUGUAACGGUGUAAUAUAUGUUACAAAAUAUAAAAGAAUAUUUCAAUAUUUUAUAUUAUUUUAUUUAAUAUAUAUAUUUCAUACAAAAUCAAUUCGACGAUCGGAUGUGUGCAAUCGAUUUUUAGUUAUAAAUGAUUGUGAUUAUUUUCCCUGUUUGGAUGCUCAAUAUCCAUGUGGACGUGAUAGUCAUUUAACAAGGUUUAGUUAUGAUUUAUGUUUAUUAUCAACAAAAAAAUAUGUUUCUCAACUAACCAAAAAUGCCCAAAUUUAUUUUAAUCAUACAAAUACAUGUGUUAUGAAAUCUAUAAAUGAUCAAUUAAUUGAACAACGAAUAUCAGGAAAAUUUACUUGUACAGAUUUACAUGAAUUAAUAUUUCAAAAUUAUCUUUCUUGUUUUCAAAAUAAACAACGAGAUCAACAAUUAGUUACAAUGAUUGAUUUUUGUUCAAUUAUGUGUGAAAAUUUACAAACAAUGAUUAAUUUAUUUUUAAAUUUAAAUAAUGAAUUUUUUAAUUUUUAUCAUUUAUUAAUGGAUACGGGGAAGAAUUGUGGAGCAAACAUACAUGAGGGAAUAAUACCAACUAUACCAUCUAUACUUAUGGCUAUUUGUUUAGAUAGAAAAAAUGUACGAUUAAAACAAGAUAUAACUAGUGUUAUGUUUAAUCCAAGAUAUGAACCAACUGAUUAUGAUUGGACAACAGAAUGA